This is a messenger RNA of Neurospora tetraspora, 1582 nucleotides long. RefSeq lists its product as uncharacterized. Gene Ontology annotation, cellular component: cytosol; HAUS complex. The transcript has a single exon. Bases 297 to 1550 code for a protein of 417 amino acids. The record is from RefSeq and is a predicted model, not a curated record. Lineage: Eukaryota; Fungi; Ascomycota; Sordariomycetes; Sordariales; Sordariaceae. Gene Ontology annotation, biological process: spindle assembly.
GAGCUACCUCUAUAUGUACAAACGAUUGCUGUCGGCGCGUUCCCACACCCAUCUUUUAAGCUUCCUGUUGAAUGCUUUUUAUUGUAGUAGCUACCGAGGGUGGCGUACUAUGAACCGCCGCAUUGCCAUCUUUGCUCUUCAGCACCGCGGCUGCUCCUACGGUUUCCACCGGCAAAGCAAACAAGUACCUUACAAGCAAGAAGCACAUGCGAACGUGGUAGGCACUGACGUGACAACUCAUCGAGCAACAGUUUACCGGAUUUGACGAUAACAGCGGAGGACAGUCGAGAUAAGACAUGUUUGGUGUAAACUCAAUUCAACUGAAGAGACAGAAGAAGGGUACCGCAUCAACCGAGGUAUCAUCGCUGCCCACUUCCUCCAACGACAGCUCUUGUCGCCCCAUCAACAGAACAAACAAACCCCUGAACAAAACAAAGGGGAAAAAAACAGAAGAACAAAAAGCAACCAACCCCUCCCUCCCCGGACGGAUCACGAAAAGGGCAUACUUGCAGCAUAUCCACUCUAUAUACACCAUUCUAACCAUGUCCCACCUACCCCCCUCCGCGCCCGUGAUCUUCUCCCCCUCCGUUGCCCGCGCCGCCGCCUCCGCCGCCAAAGACUGGUCCUACGUCGACUCCUGGCUGCUUUCCAAAUAUGCCCCACUACAUCUCAAAGUGCCUGCCUUUGAGCGAAACCCGGACACCCUCAAGGCACUCCUGGCCCUAGCCGCCGCCAACGAAGCAGCCGAUGAUUCUCGCCAGCAGAUCGCCGACUUGGAAUCUGCCACUCUGGCGAAGCUAAACACCAGCACCAGCAACACCAACACCAACACCAGCAACACCCAAGACCCCUCUCCCUCUCCCUCAACGACCGAGACUUACCAAGAAGCAAAACAAUCCAUCCUCACCGCCCUCUCCGCCUCCCUCACCCGCUCCGGCAAAGAAUCCCUAACCACCCUCUCCCACCUCUCCCAAACCCUCUCCCUCCCCCCUUCCCAAGCCGACCCCCUCCACCUCGCAUCCUCUCUCCUCUCCCUAUCAACCGAGCUCAACAAUCUCGAACAGGCACAACAGCGGCUGGACUUGCUCAGCUCGCACAUCACCCGCGCCACAGCCUCCAUCGAGAAGCUACUGAUUCACCUGCGGAGGGACCCCGGUUACAGCCCGGCUGCCGGCUUGGCCAAGGAGAACCUGGAGGUGCAGCGACGGAUCAAGACGCUGGCGGGACAGACGUUGCCGCAGUUGAGGGAGAGGGUGGCGAACUUGGCGAGUGCUGUUGCGGGAAGUGAUAGUGGUGCUGGCGAGGAGGGAGGCAUGGUGACGGUUGAGCAAGUACGGAGGGAACAGGAGGCUUAUUUGGAGUUGUUGAGGCGGAAGCAAGAAUUGAAUGUUCAGCUCCAGGCGUUUCAAGGGUUGCCGCCUGAUACUGAGCAAGCGAGACGGGAGCUGGAGGGGUUGAGGGAGGAGCUGAGAUCACUGACGAGCAGGAGGGAUGAGGCGUUCGAAGGAUUGGUCGAAGGGGGUUUAUCGCCGGAAAAAAGAGACCGGUAGUAGGGGAUGAUUGGAAACUCGCGACAGUAACC